CACCUUAAGCAGGUUUGCCAACCGCCAUCAAAUAUUAAAGAAGAAGAAGAUGGCAUCCUCUGGAUCGCGUACUUCAGAGGGAUCCUGCGCUAGCCGACCAGAUGCCAUUGAAGUUGGGUAUGCUAACAGUUACUUCAGAUCACAAACCCCAUCUCCAUCCACACUCUCUACCACUCCGUCCCCCUCACAUGCACGAAUGGCACCUGGAGCCACAACACGCCAGUGCAGUGGUUGCAACAAAGUGAUUGGCAAUGCCUCCAAAGAAUGCCAUCACUGCGGGAUGAAGGUUACACAAAAGAAGAACCUGAAGGCCCAAAAAAUUAAAUACAACAAUCAGUGGGCCGCCAAAUUAAAAAAGGGUGGCAAUUUUUGCAAAAUAAUGAAUUCUGUGGACUUGCUUCUUCAUAAGUUGGAAGUCCUGGGUGUCUCCCCAGUGCUGUUUAUAACCAAACAGAAAGGCCGGCAGCGCUCAUCAGGAGUGUUGUUGAAAGACCGUUUUAUGCGAAGUCAUCCCUCACUGCAAGUCAUGCGGCGACUGUAUGACGCUAUUGUCAGAGAAAGUUCCUGUAAGCAGAACUCUACCCAGUCUCUUCCACCUGAUUUUCCAGCAACUCUUCCACCCAGCCUUAACUCUGCCCCUCCCGAUGCUGGCACAUCUGCUCUCACCCCUUCAACACCCCUUUUACUGCCAACUUCUACUCAGACUACAUCCACCUGUAUCAGUCCUACCUCUGCUGUACUCACACCCACCUCUUCUGUGAACACUCCCACUGUAUUCUACAUGCAAACACGGAGGAAUCGGGGAAAAAUUCAAAAUGACCUAACGGAAGUGAAAGAGGAAAGUCAAGAACUGGAUGAAAUGGAGGAGAGACAGUCUUCUAGUUGCUCAGAGACUGAAAACAAUUUCUUACAAAUUAAAAUUGAAGAUACAGAGGAACAAAGAGCAGAAACCAUGUACCACAUAGUACGCUUUCUGGAUUCAGAGGAAGUGGAAGUUGUGCCUGCAAUUUGGGUGAAGGACGAUGUGUGUUUCUGGCCUCCAUACAAGUAUAACAGAAUUCAGAGGGCAAUCAAAAGUGUGGAGCAACCUCAAGAGACUUGGACUCCAUACACAAUCAUAGUGAUGUAUUCUGCAAAUAAUUAUUAUGAAGCACAGAAGAAAAUUCCUCUUCUAGAGCAGCAGUCUGAUGUCCUGUCCGAAGUGGGGAAUGACUCCUUGAAGCCACCAAAAUGGAAAAUCAAACGAAACGCAGACCUGAUUACAUCUGCAGAUGCAACACCGAGUCAAGCAACUUCAACAGCAUGCUUGAGUCCUGAAUGGUGGAGCAAAAUCUCUGUGUCAUCACUAAGGCAAAAUGUACAUUUAUCAGAGCAGCCACAACAACAGACUGCCAAACAAUUGUGGCAAGAGCAAAAUUGUGCCGGACCAUCCCAGGACCAGCUGAACCAAGUGUCAUGGCAACAGCCAGUGUGUGACCAGGAAGAUCCAGAAUCUUCCAUGCACCAGAGACAUGGAAACAUCUUGUGCUGUAAUCCAAUGCUGGGAUCAAUUCUACACGACCUAUUAAAAAAUCAGGAAAUUAUGAAGGAGCAACAAAGGAACCUAAUUAAGAUGGUUCAAGAUCUUCAGAGAAAUAACACGCGGGAGAUCAUAACUGCCAAUGAUCUGGAUCAAAGGCGCCUUCCGGUUGAGGACCUUGCUUCAUUAAUGGCUCUAGAAGAUGACAUCAGAUCCUGUCCAGACACAAGAAGUAAAAUGGUACUUACCCUAGGGUUUUUGGGUGGAGUUGAUGUGAAGGACACUGUCUGGAGAGUCAUGAAGCAAACCAUGAAAAAUGACCUUGCAAAAAUGGUCAACUGGAGAGGUGUGAAUGGAAAGACAUCUUUUCAAAGCCUGGAGCUUAAGAAUGUUGUGAUUGAGGCUGUAAGAAGAAAUCCACAGUGUACUCAGGCAACAGAGUUAGAUGUGGAAAAAGUUAUUAGACGGUGGUUUCAUCUGGCUAGUGAUCGAGAGGGCGGUAGAAAGAGAAGAGAACCUUUACAACAUGUUAAUCCAUAGUACUGAUUUUUAUUUUUAUCUUUUUACACUAUAAACAGACAGAAUACAAACACACAACAUUGAGGCUCAUACAAGAAAGCCUAAAAUAAUUCUUGUUUACCAACAAAAACUAAGGAAAUAUAGUUUACCAACCUGUUAGGUUGUUUUGUUUUUACCUUAAACAAUUAGUACUUUUAUUGCUUGGUUAUGUUGUUUCUGCAGCACAUUCAGUUGUUCCCAUAUAUAUAUAUAUAUAUAUAUAUAUAUAUAUAUAUAUAUAUAUAUGUACACUUAAAUAUUUGACAUAUUUGCAUAUGUUUUACUUAAUCAUUUUUAGUUUGGCUGUUGUGUGGCUGACAGCCAGAUUGUUUCAAUUAAAUGUAAUAAACACUUUCUACAUUCA
Molecule: messenger RNA, 2441 nt
Organism: Myxocyprinus asiaticus (Chinese sucker)
Lineage: Eukaryota; Metazoa; Chordata; Actinopteri; Cypriniformes; Catostomidae
Exons: 11
Coding region: 50-2059 (669 amino acids)
Source: RefSeq, a predicted model, not a curated record